AUGUGUGAUAACGAAAAAGAAGAAGCAGCUAAUCUGAAAGAAGAAUUUGAAUGGGUCCUUCGUGAAGAGGUGCAUGCGAUAUUACACCAGCUUCACACAGUUUUAGUUGAAUGCGCUCACAGGUUUCCUGUGCCGUUGUAUGGAAAUGAGGGGCAGAAACAAGAUAAAUUCAUAUUGACAUCACAACCUGAACAGUUAAAAUGUAUUGUGACACUAACAGGGGACAGCAUAUCCCAUGCUGACAUAAGUUUCAAAGUGUUACGGCAAAUGCACACAAUAUGCCGUACAUCAAUCAACCAGGAUGGGCCAUGGAAGUUGCAGCAGAUACAGGAUGCUGCAAAUCAUUUACAACAAGCAAUUGGUUACAUUGAUAAUGUGGAUAAACAUUAUGUAUUCAGGUCAUCAGAAGAAGUGCUUCACAUAAUUCAAUGUCUUAUUGGUUCAUUGCAACGAGCUCGGACUGCCUUAGUACUGCCCAAGAAAAAAGCAAUUGAUGAGCUUAUGAAGAGUAGAAAUAUGAAGGCCCUAUCUCCGAAUCUACCAGAAGACUUAGCAAUAUCAUUCUACAUACAGUCGCACAAGCUUAUAUUUGUUGCGUACCAACUGAGCUCCGUUCAUGGAACAAUGAGAAUUGACUCAUGUCAAGCAGACUGCGCUGUCCCUUGGCUAAGUGAUGUAUUGUUUAUGUUAACGGCAGCACUUCAUAUGUGUCAACAACUUAAGGAUAAGCUCUGUGUCUUCUCCCAAUACAAAGAUUUCACAGUGGGUUCAAGAUCUGCCUCCAUGGUAUUCAACUAA
This is a messenger RNA of Spodoptera littoralis (African cotton leafworm), 798 nucleotides long. Lineage: Eukaryota; Metazoa; Arthropoda; Insecta; Lepidoptera; Noctuidae. The record is from the annotation of a GenBank genome assembly.